GGAGAGCCAUAUUUUAGAAACUACUUGGAAUGUAUUUGGGAUCUUUAUGUCUUGGUGACUACUGCUAACAACCCUGAUGUCAUGUGAGUACUGUUGUAACUUGUAAAUUAAAUACUGCUGUAAGCCAAUAUGUAUGAUAUCUAUGUGAAACAACACAUUUAUUCAUGUGUUCUUUAUAUGAAUGGUUUACAAUUAUUUUAUCAAUUUAUUACAAGUCAAUUUUGGGAUCACAGAAUUUUCCUUUUAUAUAGUUCAUGGCAGUGUGAAACUAAAAAUGUUUAAAAUAGAUGAAUAAUGAAGCCAUUGUGAUUUUAAGCUAAUUAUUUCACAUUGCAGUUACUGGAUAAAGUAAUAUAUAUACCUUUUGCACAAUUAAAUCAGGAAGAAGAAUGGAUGAAACUACUCCUGAACCUAUCUAAUAAUUUCCUAUUGCGUUCUUUGUCUCAAUCUUGUCAGCUUAAAAAUGAAGUUCUCUAUUACACAGGAUGCCUGCUUAUGACAGAAGUAAUUGGUUUGCACUAUUCUUUGUCAUUUACCUCAUUGUCUGUCUGUACAUCUUCAUGAGCGUUGUGCUGGCUACAAUAUACAACAACUACAAGACAAAUCUCAAGGUGGGUAUCUCUUUUAUUUUAAACACAUAAUAAAUGUUUGAAAGAAACAGUCAAAUACUUGAAUAUUUCAAAUAAAUCAAUGAUAAGAAAGCCCCAAAUUAAUCAAUUAAAAUCAAUAUUACUUUAAAAAAGCAUGCAUCCUUGAGAAUUUAGUAUUAUGGAAUUUCUUAUUAAAAACUUAAUAUUUUAUAUCAUCAUACUCAUCUUAAAAACAAAAAAUUAAUUAAAAAAUAAAAUUAUUUUACUGAAAAAAUAACUUAUAGACAAAUAAAGAAUUUUUUAAAUUAUUUCUCAUGUUUCAAAAUAUAGUGUAAAAUGUUCAUGUAGGUUUAUAAUUUUUGUUUGCUAAUCUCUCAUCAGAAUGAAAUAAAAGCUGCUGUAUUCCUGAAGCGACAGAAACUUGCAAAGGCUUUUGAUUUGUUGAAAGUAAAACGAGGCAAUAAGGAAGUUCUGACCUAUUCAACCUGGAAGCAAUUUGUAAGCAUCAUUCUACCUGGCAAGUCAGAAGUGCACACUGAUCUUCUCAUGAAAAUCCUUGAUCAGGAUAACACCAAUGUGUUAAGUAAGCAAAAUUAGAUACAAGUAUUAUGUUGAGGUCUAACUCAGUGCCUAAAUACCUUCAUACUUAAGUUGGGAAACAUGAAAUAAUAAUCCUAGUUCAAAAGAAAAUUGCCAAAGAAAAACUUUUUAGCAAUUUUGAAACAAAGUUUAUUUUUUGUGAAUGAUGUGUGAUAUGUAGUUGGUUUACUUAAAUUAAAACUUAAAUGGCAGAAAUUAAAAUCUUUAGUAUUAUCAAAAAUGAAUCAAUAGCUAUAAACCACAGCUACAUAGACAAAAGUAAAUUGGUGUAGUUAAAUAAAAAUAUUGAAAUGGAUUUCAAAUAAAAUCUACUAGGUAGGUUACAAUCUUAAAAUUUUCCUUUUAUACAAAUUAUGCUCUAUUAAAAGCAGAGGAACCUUCAGUAGCCAGAUUAAUGAAUCUGAUAAUAAAUUAAAUUAUUUGUUUACAAUUUUUAGUAAUUCAGCAUGGCCCUAAGCAUAGACAAAAGUAAAUUAAUGUAGUUAAAUAAAAAUAUAUGAAUGGCUUUCAAAUAAAAACUUCUAGGUAGUUAAAAUCUUAAAAUUACUUGUCUGUCAAAUUUUCCUUUUACACAAAUUAUGGUCUAUUAAAAGCAGAGGAACCUUCAGUAGUCAAAUUAAUGCAUCUGAUAAUAAAUUAAAUUAUUUGUUUACAAUUUUUAGUAAUUCAGUAUAGCCCUAAGCAAAGAUAAACAGUAAUUACACUUGAAUUUGCAAAUUAUUAUUCUAACACACAUAAUUAUUCUAUCAUGAAGCAUAUAUUGAUAAUUAAAUAUUUUAUAUUUUUCUGCUUGCUUAUAUCAACAGAUAAGAAAAGUUUCCUCAAUCUGACUGAUCUUUUUCAUGUAAAACUUACAGAGGUCAAAGAUCGUCUGACGCUCCUGGAACAAUUUUUUCCUUAUGUGUACAACCAU
Molecule: messenger RNA, 2103 nt
Organism: Lymnaea stagnalis (great pond snail)
Lineage: Eukaryota; Metazoa; Mollusca; Gastropoda; Lymnaeidae
Source: the annotation of a GenBank genome assembly